This is a messenger RNA of Pollicipes pollicipes, 670 nucleotides long. RefSeq names its product GIGYF family protein CG11148. Lineage: Eukaryota; Metazoa; Arthropoda; Thecostraca; Pollicipedomorpha; Pollicipedidae. The transcript is spliced from 4 exons. Gene Ontology annotation, cellular component: cytosol. Bases 160 to 597 code for a protein of 145 amino acids. The record is from RefSeq and is a predicted model, not a curated record.
GCCAACAAUAAGCAUAGUACAAAUUCGUCGUCGGGCGCGGCUGGCGGUUUCUGGGAGCCGAUCGGCGCCGGCACGGCGGGCAAGAAGCAGAAGGCGGGUGCGCAGCCGGCGGCCGCCUCUAAGAAGAAGUCGCAGCGCAACAAGGCGGAGGAUUCGGUGAUGAAGCUCUUCGCGGGGCCGGAGGAUCCGUCCGACGACGGCUUCCACGCCUGGGCCACGGCCACGCUCAGCAAGAUGAAGACGGGCGUGGAUGUGCCCACAUUCAUCGGCUUCCUGAAGGACGUGGAGUCGCCGUACGAAGUGCAGGACUACGUGCGCUCCUACCUGGGCGACGGUAAGGAGACCAAGGAGUUCGCGCGACAGUUCAUGGAGCGUCGCAGCCGCUGGAAGAACGCCUCCAAGCGCAAGGAGAGCGAGGACAAUAUGUACGGUCCGGCUCGCGCGGUGAACCCGGCCAGCAACGAGUUCCAGGAAAUCAAGCCGAAGGGCCGCAAAGGCAAGAACAAGAACCGCGCCGUCGAUAGCAGCAUCCUGGGCUUCUCGGUCACGUCCUCCGAGGGCCGCCUGAACGUGGGCGAGCGCGAAACCAUCAACUGAGCGGCGCCGCUGCCGGCCGGGUGGGCGCGUCGGCCGAGGCGCCGGCGGAGGCGAGGAUCGGGGCCCGGUGACG